Molecule: messenger RNA, 672 nt
Organism: Lactuca sativa (garden lettuce)
Lineage: Eukaryota; Viridiplantae; Streptophyta; Magnoliopsida; Asterales; Asteraceae
Biological process (GO): telomere maintenance; DNA repair
Molecular function (GO): DNA helicase activity
Source: RefSeq, a predicted model, not a curated record
AUGAUUCACAAGCAUGCAUUUGAAGCUUUAGAUCGAACUUUGAAAGAUAUAUUCAAGUGUCAUAAUCCUAAAAAUUCAAAUUUGCCAUUUGGAGGGAAAGUGAUUGUUUUUGGAGGAGAUUUUAGACAAAUUUUGCCUGUUAUCCCAAGUGGUAGUAGACAAGACAUUGUCAAUGCGUCUUUAAGUUCAUUAUAUUUAUGGCAACAAUGCAAAGUCCAUAAACUAAUGAAAAACAUGAGGCUAACUGUUGGAAGUGAUACAUCUGCUAUUAAACAAACAACAGCUUUUACAAAAUGGCUUUUGGAUAUAGGAGAAGGGAAACUUGGCGGUUCUAAUGAUGGUGAAGCGAUUAUUGAUAUUCCAAAGGAUCUUCUAAUUAAUGAUCAUUGUGAUCCUAUAGGUUCAUUAAUUGAGUUUGUAUAUCCUUCUAUUCUUGAAUAUUCUAACAUUCCAAAAUAUUUUCAAGAAAGAGCAAUACUUGCUUCAAAAAAUGAAGUUGUCAGAAAAAUAAAUGAUCGUUUGCUAUCAUUAUUUCGAGGAGAUGAAGUCGAAUAUCUAAGUUCAGAUAAACUAUGCAAAUCUGAGUUUAUCCAUGAUCAGUUUGAUGUCAAUUUAUACUCACCUGAUGUUUUAAAUGGUCUUAAAUUUCAGGUCUCCCAAAUCAUAAGUUAG